CCAAACGGUCCAAUUUACAUGAACCAAAGGGGCCUAAUUGUCUUGUGCUAUCUAUUAGUGUGUACUAUUUGGCAUAAUUAUUGUUCCAUACCAAUUAUUAUAUUAAGUGUAGGGUUAGAAGCUUCACAAACUCAAACGAGAGGCAAGGAAAAAUGGCGAGAAACCUCCACGUAGUGAUGCUUCCAUGGUCUGCCUUCGGGCACAUCAUUCCUUUCUUUCACCUCUCAGUAUCUUUAGCGAGGAAUGGAGUUCAUGUUACGUUUGUUUCAACUCCACGAAACAUUGAGAGACUCCCAAAAUUUCCACCAGACGUAUCUAAUUCACGGCUUGAUCUCGUGAAACUUCCCCUACCCCAGCUCGAAGGAAAUCCCUUGCCUGAAGGUGCCGAGGCCUCGGUCGAUAUUCCGUUCGAGAAAAUACAGUAUCAGAAGGUUGCAUUCGAUGGGCUAAAACACCCCUUGGAGCAACUCAUUAUCAGCGAAUCGCCUGAUUGGAUAAUCAUCGACUUUGUAUCGCACUGGAUGGUUGAAAUUGCACGUGGGAUCCCCAUCGCCUACUUCUGCGUGUUCUCUGCCGCUUCCAAUGUUUUCCUCGGCCCCCCAGAGAGCCUAUCGAAUGAUGGCGUGAAGCGGCUACGGCCGUCUAGUGAGAGCCUCACGGUGCAGCCCCCCUGGGUGGAUUUUCCCUCCUCGCUGGCUCUUCAUGGCCACGAGUCGGCACAUUUCUACGCGGGAUUUUAUGGGGACAAUGCCUCGGGAAUCUCCGACGCUUGUCGAGUCGCCAAAGUGCUCCAAUCGUGCGACCUCGUGGCUUUUCGCAGUUGCAUGGAAUACGAAGGCAAGUACUUGAAACUGUAUGAAAAGUUGAUUCAUAAGAAGGUGAUCCCGGUGGGUCUUCUCCCACCCGAUAGGCCCGAAGGUGGGACAUCACGGUCUGAGAGCUUUCAGUGGCUCGACGGUCAGGAGCCGAAGUCCGUGGUCUUCGUCGGAUUCGGGAGCGAGUGCAAGCUCACGAAGGAGCAAGUCCACGAGAUAGCCCAUGGGCUUGAGCUCUCAGGCCUUCACUUCCUCUGGGCCCUUAGGAGGCCCAUUUGGGCGGCCCAUGAGGAUGAAGUCCUUCCAGAUGGGUUCGUCGAAAGAACAUGCUCUCGGGGGAUUGUAUGCAUGGGGUGGGUACCACAGAUGGAGAUCUUGGCUCACCCCUCAAUUGGCGCCUCCUUGUUUCACGCCGGAUGGGGCUCCGUGAUAGAGAUCCUUCAGUUUGGACAUUGCCUCGUCAUCUUGCCUCUCAUCAUCGAUCAACCGCUUAAUGCGAGGAUGUUAGUCGAGAGAGGUUUAGCCAUUGAAGUCGAGAGGAGGGGAGAUGGGUCUUUUACUGGAAAUGAAAUCUCAACUGCUUUAAGGCUUGCUAUGGUGUCUGACGAAGGGAGAGAGCUGAGGGCUAAUGCGAGAGAUGCUGCGAAAAUGUUCGGAAAUCAUGAGCUGCACCAACAAUAUGCUAGAAAAUUUGUGGAGUACCUAAAGAAUAAUGUUAGGAAGAAGACUCUUGAUUAAUGAUUGAUAUUAGAUCGAGAUAAGUACGUAAUAUAUUAAUUAUUUGAAUUGAAUAAAUGUCUCUUUAUAUGAGGAAGAAUAUAUGCAAAUUUUUGUAUUUCACAAUCAGAAAAGAGGAUCCGAGUUCGUACAACUUCUUAGUGAAAUGCAUUUCAAUUUCAUCGGAUGGAAUAAAAAAAAUCUGGUUAUGGGAAAA
Molecule: messenger RNA, 1749 nt
Organism: Punica granatum (pomegranate)
Lineage: Eukaryota; Viridiplantae; Streptophyta; Magnoliopsida; Myrtales; Lythraceae
Source: RefSeq, a predicted model, not a curated record